Messenger RNA from Amphiprion ocellaris (clown anemonefish), 2412 nucleotides. RefSeq names its product histone deacetylase 10 (gene hdac10). Gene Ontology annotation, cellular component: histone deacetylase complex. The transcript is spliced from 21 exons. Gene Ontology annotation, biological process: chromatin organization. Lineage: Eukaryota; Metazoa; Chordata; Actinopteri; Pomacentridae. Bases 241 to 2295 code for a protein of 684 amino acids. Gene Ontology annotation, molecular function: histone deacetylase activity. The record is from RefSeq and is a predicted model, not a curated record.
ACAAACCCGAGUUAAACCUGAAGUUCUGCUCUGGAUCUGUUCUACUGAACACACAAACUAACACACAACACAGCAGUGGACGUGCUUCUAUGUUGUGGGUUUUCUUGGUCUGAUCGUGACGAAUCUGCGGACGAAACAUCUGGAGACGGAAACUAUCGCCAGUUAACCUGAUCACCAGUUAAACUGGAAAACAGGGACAUAUGUGUCGUACCCCACAUGUCUUGUGUGCUCUGAGAGGUGAUGAAGAUGGGAACAGCGCUGAUUUACGAUGAGGAGAUGACCAAAUACAAGCUGCUCUGGGUUGAUCCAGCGUGUAAGAUCGAGGUACCCGAGCGUUUGACUGUGAGUCAUGAAGCUUUGGUGAGGACUGGUUUGACUGAUCGAUGUGUCUCCAUACCUGUCCGCGAGGCCACGGACGCAGACAUUCUGUUGGUUCACAGUGAGGAAUACCUGGAGGCAGUGAAAAAGACUCCUUACAUGACUCUGGAGGACUUGAAGGAGUUCACCCUCCAGUAUGGUGAUGUCUACUUUCACCCAAACAUCUAUCACUGUGCCAAACUGGCUGCAGGAGCUGCGCUACAACUGGUGGACAGUGUUAUGACGGGGAAGGUGAGGAACGGCAUGGCUCUCGUCAGACCACCAGGACACCACAGUAUGCGCAGUGCUGCUAAUGGUUUCUGUGUGUUCAACAAUGUGGCCAUAGCAGCUCGAUACGCCAAACAGAAAUAUGGACUUAAAAGGGUGUUGAUAGUAGACUGGGAUAUACAUCACGGUCAGGGGGUGCAGUUUUGCUUUGAAGACGAUCCAAGCGUCCUCUGCUUUUCUUGGCACCGCUAUGAACAUCAGAAAUUCUGGCCUCAGCUUAGAGAAUCAGAGUAUGACAACGUUGGCAAAGAGAAAGGGGCUGGAUUCAAUAUAAAUGUACCAUGGAACAAGGUGGGAAUGGAAAACAGUGACUAUCUUUCAGUCUUCUGUCACGUCCUUCUGCCAGUCGCAUAUGAGUUUUGUCCGGAUUUGGUGUUGGUGUGUGCAGGCUUUGACUCAGCCAUCGGUGACCCAGAAGGUGAAAUGUGUGCCACUCCCGACAUCUUCGCCCACCUGACUCACCUCCUAAUGAACCUAGCAGGAGGGAGACUGUGUGCAGUGCUCGAGGGAGGAUACAACUUGACUUCCCUCCCUCAGUCUGUGUGUCAGACAGUUCAGACUUUGCUCGGAGAUCCUUUGCCUCAGCCUGCAAACCUCAGCGCUCCCUGUACAAGUGCUCUCGAGUCCCUUCACUGUGUCCGAUCAGCUCAUAGGCCGUACUGGUCCUGCCUCAAACAUGCAGCUGAUCCGCCACCCUCUGAUAUCAGCACCAAGCGCGUUAAAUUAACAGAAGUGAAAGAAGAAGAAAAGACAGUGACGGAAGAGGAAAAGAAAAGCCCAGAGGAAAAGGCGUGGCCCGAGCCUCCAAAACGUGUCGCUCCACCUGUUCGUUCUGCUGCCGUGCUCCCCAGCGAUGUGGCUUGUCCAGAAGGAUGUAAACGCUUCAGCUCCUCAGAGGAUCUCGACCCACUCAUAGUCAACAAACUCAGGGAGAAUUUCCUCCAAGAUGCAGAUGAUGACAGUGAUGCUCUCACAGCCCUCUCCAGUCUUAUCAGCCUCACAGAGAAAAUGAACAAGAAUGAGAUUUGCAAUGGCCUGGCGCUGGUCUGCGACGUCACCAUGGCGAUGAUGUGCGUUGUCCAGCAUGUUGCAGCUGCUCUCAGCAACCGGGUUUUGGUCGUGUGCGUCGGCAAUGGGAAGGUCCCGAGUCACAUCACAGAAGACGGGAAAACACUUGUGGUGCAGAUCAGCAGUGAAGACAAAGAGGAACAGAAAUGCAAAUAUUACAUUCCCGUGUGUUUAAAGAAGGGCUGCAGUGACAUGUCAGGGUUCUUACAGGCGGUGUUUGGCCUCCUUCUACCUCUGGGGUACGAGUACGACCCCGAUCUUGUUCUGUUGGUUCGGAUGCCAGAUAGUGAAGUACAUGACAGCGUGUGGCAGCAGCUGACAGCCCUGCUGCAGAGCUUUGCACAAGGACACACACUGGUGCUAAUGCAGGAGGAUGAGAAGGCUUGUGUCGGCCCCACAGCCUCCUGCCUCCUCGGGGACCCGGCUCCUCCUCUGGAGCGGCUCCAGGCUGCACUACCAGAGGAUGUGGAGGCCAUGGAGAGACUUAGACACAAACUGCAGGCUGCCUGGAAGCUUCUGCAGACCACAGCACCAGAAACCGGAGGAGGUGAUGAACGCCAAAGCCAUGCUGCUCCUGUUUAAUCCUUCAGUAGAGAUGAAGGACGUCAGUCAGACUUUUCAGUGUAAUUUUGUAUUUUUUAGCCGUUUUUACUGUCAAAGUGAGAGCACAAAUAUUAAACACUGUAUGAAAGAACUGAA